AUGCUCUCCAACAAUGACGACGUGGCUAUAUAUGCCGAGUUCACCCACCGUCUCUCCAUGGCCAGUAAUACUCCCGGGGGUGACAGACGAGGCAGUAAGUCACAAGAGAUGGAGCGUAGCCACCCACAGCGUUACAAGACGGUGUGGGCGUGGGUGUGGGUGGGCGUCGUGGUGGUGGUGGUGGGCGGGCAGCAGCAGCCGCGGGUGGAGACGCCCUGGGGCACCUUCCUGGGUAAGGAAUACAUGUCCGCCAGGCAGCAGGACCGGAAGAUCUACGCCUUCACUGGGAUCCCUUACGCCAAGCCUCCCGUGGGCGAUCUGAGGUUCAGGGCUCCCGUGGACUACGGCGCCCACUCGACGCCCUUCAACGCCACGUCAGCGUCGCCGGCGUGCCUGCAGUGGGACAACCUGCGCGGCCGGGGCGUGGUGGGCCAGGAGGACUGCCUCUACCUCAAUGUUUACACCAACACGAUGCCAGCGCCACCAGACUACUACAACACCCAGCCGGUGCUGGUGUUCCUGCACGCCGGCACCUGGAUGGCGGGCAGCGGCGGCGACGGCCUCUUCCAGCCCGACUACCUCCUGGAGUCCGACGUCACCGUCGUCACCAUCAACCACAGACUCGGACCCUUCGGUUUCCUGUCGACGGAGGACAAGGAGAGCCCCGGGAACUACGGCCUCCUGGACCAGGUGCGGGCGCUGGAGUGGGUGAGGGACCACGUGCGCUACUUCGGGGGCAUGAACGACACCGUCACCGUCAUGGGCUCCGGUGCUGGCGGCAUCAGCGCUCACCUCCUCGUCCUCUCUCCCAAGGCCCGCGGCGCCUCCAUCUACCCAGACAACUCUGCAUUAAUCCACAAGGCCAUCUCCCAGAGCGGGACAGCCUACAGCCCCCACGCCCUGGUCCGGGAUGCCCUCACUCAGGCCCUCAAGCUGGGUCUGGCCCUCGGCUGCCCUACGCUCACCUCCGCCCUCCUCCUGCCUUGUCUCAGGGCCAUCCCGGCCUCCAAGAUCAUCGAACAAAUGCCGUCCAUGUAUAAGUGGGACGAGGAGCCGCUGCCCUUCGGCCCUGUGAUCGACGCCUGGCAGGGAGACGAGGCCUUCCUCCCAGACGAGCCCAACCACCUCAUCCGUCACAAGCAGUUUCUUCAGGUGCCCUGGUUGGUCGGCACCAAUAGGAAUGAUGGCGCUUUUAGGGUCCAGGACAUCCUGAAGGACUCCAGCCUGACGAUGCAGCUUAACAAGCAAUGGGAGAAAUACGGUCCUAUCCUACUUGACUUGAAGGACACCUCGUGCAAGUAUCCUGUAGAUAUCGCUAAUAGAAUCCGUAAAUACUACAUGGGCAAGAAAGCGUUCGGCGAAGAAUCCUCCAAGGAGUUCGUAGAGAUGAUGACGGACAGAUUUUUCGUGCACCCUACGGACCACGCCACCAGGGACCACUGCUACUACCUUCAGGGCAAGCACUGCUACCGCUACGAGCUCGUCUACUGCGGCCGCAAGUCCUUCCUCGACUUCCUCCACCACCAGAGUCCUCAGGAGGCCGCCAACUCUGCCUUCGGCGCAGGACUCUCCAACCCAAGGUUCCAGAACACGCGAGGCGCUCAUGGCUGGGGUGUGAGCUUCUUGGACGAGCUUCUCUUCCUCUUCCCUUCCAGCAAGUUGGAUCUCAUCUAUAAGAGAGACUUCGACUCUGACUCUGCCUCCCGGGUGUCUACGCACAUGCUCAUGCUCUGGGCCAACUUUAUCAAGAGCAGUGACCCGACGCCUGAGUUGGAUGGUUGGCCAGACGACGUGUCUCCGUGGGGCGCGUGGUGGGAGCCCUUCGUCCAUGGCUAUCAUUACUACCUGCAGAUCGACCCCGAGAUGGAAAGUAAAGAUGGCCCACUUAGGAACGAGCAGAUGACCUUCUGGAAUGAUCUCGCGCUCUUUGAGAACCGUGACCGUAAUGUCCUAAAGGACGAAUUGUGAAAGUCAACAAUCAACUAGUUUCUCCGAGAUCAGCCGUUCAACCACUUGGGCUGGACGGUAGAGCGACGGUCUCGCUUCAUGCAGGUCGGCGUUCAAUUCCCGAUCAUCCAAGUGGUUGUACACUUCCGUUCCCGCAUCCCGUUCCAUCCCAAAAUCCUUAUCCUAACCCCUCUUCCAAGUGCUAUAUAGUCGCAAUGACUUGGCGCUCUUCCCCGAUAAAACCUUCCGAGAUCAGCCUUUCUCGGAGAGGCUGCAGGAUCCAAGUAAAUUCAGUAGAAUUUCUUUUUGCAAUUCCUAUACCAUGUCGUGGGUCAGUCGAUUAAGGCAGCGUCUGGGAUGCUCUCGGACGUAGGUUCGAAUCCUCGUCACGACCCUUGUGGAUUUGUUCAAUCAACUAGUUUAAUGUAGCUAUUAAGAGAACUUGGUUAUAAAAACAUUUUAGCGAUUCAUUCUAUGAAAACACUUCUCACGUCUUCUUAAGUAACGAAUACUUUUGAGAAAUAUUGCAAAAAGUACAUUUUAUUAGCAAACUUUCCUCGGUACUCGAACAGUUGGUGACACUUCUCCUGCACUCAAAAGUUACUAUCUAUUUUAUUUAUUUACAUUUAAAUAUUGUAUUUAUUUAUUUACUCAUUUACAAGAAGGUACAUUGGGUUUGUGAGAGUACAUAACAAUGGUGUUAUUACAUUCUUGCAAAGCCACUAACAGACAUAGCGUUUCGGGCAGGUUCUUAAUCUAACAGAUAAGGUGAAAACUGAAGCAGUGCUGCCGGAGCUCGCCGGAGCGCCUCUCCAGCACAUCUGCAAGUGGAUGAUGGAAUGGGGGGAAAGGGAGAGAGGAUGAAGGGAAAGGGAGAGAGAGGACAAGGGGAAAGAGAGAGAGGACGAGGGGAAAGGGAGAUGAGGGCUUAUGGGUGAUGGUUGAUCGUGGCAGAAAAAUAUUAGUAUUAUAUCACUAAUAAGUUAAUAAUGUUAUGAUAUUUCUUAUUUUUAUUUAACGAUUCAAUAAUAUUUAAAUAUUUAAAUAUUUAAACAGUACACAGGAUGAUUUGUUGUGGUACUACCCGACGCGCGUGAACGCUUCCUGUCCAUGUAUGUCAGUCAAAUGUUAUGAGACAAAGUUGCCAACCUACCGCUUUGGAUAUGAAUAUUCAGCAAUAAUGUUCAUGGCUUUAGCAGUAGUUCAUUAGACAGGUAUUCCUUAUUCAUACAAUACUAUAUUUUAGUAUUAAAUACUAGGCAGGUAAAACGUAUUAGCUGCCUAGUAUUAAAUACUAGGCAGGCAAAUUGUCUCCAUUAAUUAUAAAUAGUUUCUUACCAGUCUUGUGAACAAUUUGUAGCACGGUAUGUUCACGACUCGUCCAUGAAAGGCUCUCAAACUUCUGAGCCUCAAAGUAUGUAUUAGUUAAUUUAGUUCAUUUAUUAUGCACCCCAUAACCAUCCUGGGGGCGGUAGUGGAAAGGUUACAGAGGCACAUAAUGGGCUCAGGGACUG
Molecule: messenger RNA, 3461 nt
Organism: Procambarus clarkii (red swamp crayfish)
Lineage: Eukaryota; Metazoa; Arthropoda; Malacostraca; Decapoda; Cambaridae
Product: esterase E4
Source: RefSeq, a predicted model, not a curated record